CACAUCCUAUCAGUGAAGAAGAGAAAGGGCUCUACACGUGUAUAUGCAGCACAGUCUUUCAAUAACUAUAAGUAUAUUUUUGGACUUUUGAUCAUAAUAAAACCAAGUGAAAAUGCCGAAAGUAAGGCCGGAGAAGAGGAGCAGGCAGCAUCAGGAGGUCAAAAACCAAGGCGUCAUGUUCAACACCGGCAUUGGCCAGCACAUCCUGAAGAACCCCUUAAUUGUCAAUGGAAUCAUUGAGAAGGCUGCUCUGAGGCCGACUGAUGUGGUUCUGGAGGUUGGACCGGGUACUGGUAACAUGACAGUGAAAUUGCUGGAAAAGGCAAAAAAGGUGGUUGCCUGUGAGCUGGACUGCAGAUUGGUUGCUGAACUUCAGAAAAGAGUUCAGUGCACACCUUUGCAGACCAAACUUCAAAUAUUAGUUGGAGAUGUUCUGAAAACAGAUCUGCCGUUCUUUGACAUCUGUGUGGCUAAUUUACCAUACCAGAUUUCUUCACCGUUUGUUUUCAAGCUUCUGCUGCAUCGGCCUUUCUUCAGGUGUGCCGUGUUGAUGUUCCAGAGAGAGUUUGCCAUGCGUCUGGUUGCCAAACCUGGAGACAAGCUGUUCUGCAGGCUGUCCAUCAACACACAACUACUGGCUCGAGUGGACCACCUCAUGAAGGUUGGAAAGAACAAUUUCCGUCCCCCACCAAAAGUGGAGUCCAGCGUUGUCCGAAUAGAACCAAAAAAUCCUCCUCCGCCAGUGAACUUCCAGGAGUGGGACGGCCUGGUCAGAAUAGCGUUUGUGAGAAAAAACAAAACCCUCAAUGCAGCCUUCAAAUCCACUGCGGUAGAACAGCUGCUGGAGAAGAACUACAGAAUCCACUGCUCAGUUCACAACGUGGAAGUGCCUGCAGACUUCAGCAUCAGCAAGAAGAUAGAGAGUGUUUUGCAGGGGGCAGAUUUCGGUGAGAAGAGAGCCAGGUCCAUGGACAUUGAUGACUUCAUGGUGCUGCUUCAUGCUUUCAACUCUGCAGGGAUCCACUUUUCUUAGAGACGAAGCUGUAGAGACCUUUGACUCUUGUGUUGUUGCUUUUAACAUGACAGAGGAGACAUUACUUGCAUUUGAGUAUAAAAAAUAGUUUUUGUGAACAACAUUUCCUCUUGAGCGAAGAAUUUCAGGUUCUGGAAAUAGUAUGAAAUGUAUAAAGACUAUUGGAGACACAUUUUAGCUCAUAUUGAGUUUCUAUCGGCAUGAGUACACAAAGGUUUCUUAGGGAUGCAUUACAGGCUGCAUGAGGAAGAGACAGUCUGGAUGAGUGGAUAUAAAUAAUCCAAGUGUACAACAACUGUAUUUUGAUCAAUCAGUGAGUGCAUUAUUUAAAUAAAAUCACAUUGUUCAUAAGUUUA
This is a messenger RNA of Labrus bergylta (ballan wrasse), 1389 nucleotides long. It is a transcript of the gene dimt1l, whose product is annotated as DIM1 dimethyladenosine transferase 1-like (S. cerevisiae). Gene Ontology annotation, cellular component: nucleolus. Gene Ontology annotation, molecular function: rRNA (adenine-N6,N6-)-dimethyltransferase activity. Lineage: Eukaryota; Metazoa; Chordata; Actinopteri; Labriformes; Labridae. Gene Ontology annotation, biological process: rRNA methylation. The record is from RefSeq and is a predicted model, not a curated record.